AUGGAAGUUUCAACAUUAAGUUUGUUGAAUGGCAAGUUUGACUCACCAACAAACUGUUCACCCCAUUUACACUUUCCAGCAAAUUGGGGAGAAUGGGGUGCGUGGAAUAGUUGUCCAGUAACGUGUGGUGGUGGCCAACGUAUAUCAUACAGGUUUUGUGAUGAUCCCCCUCCAUCCGCUGGUGGAUCAAAUUGUAUUGGUUCUAAUCUGAAGACCGAUGUUUGCGCUACUGAUACUUGUCCAGUGCAUGGAAACUGGGAAAGAUGGGGAGCGUGGAAUAGGUGUCCAGUUACGUGUGGUGGUGGCCGACAGAUAUCAAACAGGGCAUGCAAUGACCCCUCCCCAUCAAAUGGUGGAUCAGCAUGUAGUGGUAACUCUAAGAAGCUCCGUAGCUGUGCUUCUGAUGAAUGUCCAGUUCAUGGAAACUGGGGAGGAUGGGGAGCGUGGAAUAGGUGUCCAGUUACGUGUGGUGGUGGCCGACAGAUAUCAAACAGGGCAUGCAAUGACCCCUCUCCAUCAGGUGGUGGAUCGGCAUGUGGUACUGACUCUAAGAAGUUCCGUAGCUGUGCUUCUGAUGAAUGUCCAGUUCAGGGAAAUUGGGGAGGAUGGGGAGCGUGGAAUAGGUGUUCAGUUACGUGUGGUGGUGGCCGACAGAUAUCAAACAGGGCAUGCAAUGACCCCUCUCCAUCAGGUGGUGGAUCAGCAUGUGGUGGUAACUCUAAGAAGUUCCGUAGCUGUGCUACUAAGGAAUGUCCAGUUCAUGGAAAUUGGGGAGGAUGGGGAGCGUGGAAUAGCUGUCCAGUUACGUGUGGUGGUGGCCGACAGAUAUCAAACAGGGCUUGCAAUGACCCCUCUCCAUCAGGUGGUGGAUCAGCAUGUAGUGGUUACUCUAAGAAGUUCCGUAGCUGUGCUACUAAUGCAUGUCCAGGUAAAUGA
Molecule: messenger RNA, 936 nt
Organism: Mytilus trossulus (common blue mussel)
Lineage: Eukaryota; Metazoa; Mollusca; Bivalvia; Mytilida; Mytilidae
Product: coadhesin-like
Exons: 6
Coding region: 1-936 (311 amino acids)
Source: RefSeq, a predicted model, not a curated record